Molecule: messenger RNA, 927 nt
Organism: Capra hircus (goat)
Lineage: Eukaryota; Metazoa; Chordata; Mammalia; Artiodactyla; Bovidae
Product: olfactory receptor 1K1
Biological process (GO): G protein-coupled receptor signaling pathway
Cellular component (GO): membrane
Molecular function (GO): G protein-coupled receptor activity; olfactory receptor activity
Source: RefSeq, a predicted model, not a curated record
AUGGACGCUGCCAAUGAGUCUUCAGAAGGAAGCCCAUUCAUCCUACUGGGACUAACAACAAAUCCCAGCCAGCAGCAACCUCUUUUCGUGCUCUUCUUGGUCCUCUAUGUGGCGGGCAUCCUAGGUAAUGGACUCAUUGUGGCUGCCAUCCGAGCCAGUCCAGCCCUUCACACUCCCAUGUACUUCCUGCUGGCCCACCUGUCCUUUGCUGACCUCUGCUUUACCUCCGUCACGGUACCUGAGAUGCUGGCCAACCUGCUGGCCCACGACCACUCCAUCUCCCUGGCUGGCUGUCUGACCCAGAUGUACUUCUUCUUCGCCCUGGGUGUAACUGACAGCUGCCUCCUGGCUGCCAUGGCCUAUGACCGCUACGUGGCCAUCCGGCACCCCCUCCACUAUGCCACAAGGAUAGUGGGGGACAGCAUGCUCGUGUCCCACGUCCACUCCCUCCUGCAUAUCCUGCUUAUGGCCCACCUGUCCUUCUGUGCCUCCCACCAAGUGCCCCACUUCUUCUGCGACCACCAGCCUCUCUUAAGGCUCUCCUGCUCUGACACCCGGCACAUCCAGCUACUCAUCUUCACCGAGGGCGCCGCAGUGGUGGUCAGUCCCUUCCUGCUCAUCCUCGCCUCCUACGGGGCCAUUGCAGCUGCGGUGCUCCGGCUGCCAUCGGCCGUGGGGAGGCUCCGGGCUGUGUCCACCUGUGGCUCCCACCUGGCCGUGGUGGGCCUCUUCUACGGGACAGUCAUCGCAGUCUACUUCCGGCCCACGUCCCAGUAUGAGGCCAAGCAGGGCCGUGUGGCCUCCGUCAUGUACACUGUGGUCACGCCCAUGCUGAACCCGGUCAUCUAUAGCCUCCGGAACCGUGAUGUGCAGGGGGCACUCAGAGCCCUUUUCACUCGGCGAAGGAUCUCAGGGGGUGACUCCUGA